UUGUGUUUCUAAAGCUGACAGCAUUUGAAUGCUGGAGAUGAAAGCAAAUGUAGUACUUGUACGUACAAAAGAGUUUGGGGGGGAAUAUUUUUUUUUUCUUAUGUUGUGCCUAUUCUCUGUCUCUCUGACUGGUUUUGCUGUUCAAACUAUGUGUUUCCCCUUUCUCCUCCUUGUGUAUGGAAAUUUGAUCUGGAAAGAUUUGUAAAAGAAAAAAAAUGACAGAAGAGAGGGGCAACUAAAACUUCUUGUUCAGACUGAGCCUGAAAAAUGUCUGCCUAUAUUUCAAGCUAAGAUUAAGAAGAACUUAAUCUAUGUUUCAGAGUGGAUGUUUUGUUGAAUUCCUCUUCUGUGCUGUGUAUCUGUGUAAAAGAAUAGCCUCAGUCCUUAUCCAGUGGGGGCUGCGCAUUGACAGCUGUCCCUUCAUCCCCAGAGGAUGGCAGUGAUGAGGUCUGAGUUAUUGCAUUUAUACCACUGGUAGAGUCAAAAAGCUAACUGUCUCUGAAAUCAGUGUCUCUAUCUUACCUACAAGAAUGAGAUACAGUCACUGGUGGAAAAACCUUUGAUGUUUUUGAUAGGGACUAAACCAACAAUCUGCUGGUCGCUUAGGCUUUUUAAAAAUGUUGUGUUUAUCUCUGUAAUUCUGUGCUGUGUAUUUUUUAUGAGCAGGCAUGCUAUCAAGGUAAACUGGGAAGUGCUAAAUAGGUAUGAUUUUUUUUUUUUUAGGACAUUCAGUUUACUUGAGUGCCUGUCUUACAGUGAGAAGGAUAAUGGAGAGAUCUUGCAGGCAAAACAGAGAAUGUUUUUGACAUCUCUGGAACACUAGCUUCUCUGAAAUGCAGCAAUACAUGUCCUUUGAGUAAUUCUUUCAAAAUCAGAAGAGCAAAGUUAGAGAGGAAAAAUGUUUUCCAUCCUGUUGUCUGACACCUGGCAUUAUGCAGUAGCAAUGAGGAGAGGGUGAAAGCAUCAGCUUGUCUACUAAUAUAUGGCUUUCUGACAAAGGGCUUGCACAGUGGGAGGUGUCUAGUGGAAGUGAUUUGGGGAUUAACAAUAAAAACUUCAGUGAGGGAUUAAGGGCAGAUGAAUGCUUUCUAUCUUGAUUUUUUAAAAUGUAGCUGAUUUAGGGGAUGCUAAUCAGAGAUAAAAAAACCACUGCAGUUUACAGGAUGAAUUGAGACGUAAAUUGUGUAAAUAAUACACUUCAUGAGUGUGAAGAUCCUCCACUACUCUUUAAAUUGGAGAUGUUUUGAUGAUGAAUACCGUGUUAUCCUAGGUUCAUGUAUUUUGGUGUUUGACCAUUUUCUGACAAUCACUGUACUUAGCUUGAUCCCUGUAACUUUGAUUUUCAUUCUGCUGCUUUGCACACCCUAAUGCCAUAAUGCUUCAGCCUUGCCAUUGCAUUAAUUUGCUGGUAUAUUCCUGACCUGGUUUUGUUGAGCUUUUCCCCUUUCAUUUCUAGAAAGUUUCUACAAACUGAUAGAUUUAUUUCUUAACCCCAGCUUUCUGUAUCACUCAGCUUGCUUGCUGAGGUGCACAUACAAGAGUGCCACAAGCUCUGCCCUUGCUACGUAAUUUUGCCCAAACUCUCUGGAAGUUUCUCUCUUGUAUUUGCUGGCAGUUCUCUUCUGUGGUGGGUGUACUGUGGGUUGAGCGAGGCUGGUGAUGGUGAGUGCAGCGUAAGAGAUCUCUGUCUUGGUUAGCAAAGGACGUAACUGCCUUCCUUAUGGUUUGCUGCUUAAUUAUGUGAGGCGAUGGAAAGCUGUUCCUAGGUCUGCCCCUGCAAAAAGUUAUGUUUUGUUUCAGACUGACCCUGCUCUGUGUUGGAGGAAACUGUUGUGCUGAAAGGAAGAAUUAACUGGUCUUUCAACUUCAGCCUUUUUAUUGUGAGAGGGGAGAUCACAGAAGUGUUACCAUGGGGAGAACAGCAGCUAAAGAUUCAAAGAAUAUUAAAAAAGAGAAAGAUGGAAAGAAUCAGCAGGCAAACAACCCGUCUUUAAAAAGUGAGCAGUUUAAUUGGGAUGAUUAUCUGAAAGAGACUGAAACAGUAGCUGCCCCUCUGCAUUGUUUCAGACAGUCUAGAAUUCCACCCACGAACGAUUUCAAAGUUGGGAUGAAACUGGAAGCCCGUGAUCCUCGCAAUGUUACCUCAGUUUGUAUAGCUACAGUAAUUGGAAUUACUGGUGCCAGGCUGAGGUUGCGUCUGGAUGGAAGUGACAACAAAAAUGAUUUUUGGAGGCUUGUGGAUUCCUCAGACAUACAGCCCAUCGGAACCUGUGAAAAGAAAGGGGGCAUGCUCCAGCCUCCACUUGGGUUCCAGAUGAAUGCAUCUUCUUGGCCAAUGUUUCUCUUAAGAACUCUCAAUGGAGCUGAAAUGGCACCGGCAACAUUCUUUAAGAAGGAACCACCAAAACCUGUGCCAAACUGCUUUAAAGUUGGAAUGAAACUUGAAGCUAUAGAUAGAAAGAACCCGUACUUGAUUUGCCCAGCAACCAUAGGAGAUGUUAAAGGAGAUGAAGUUUUUGUUACAUUUGAUGGCUGGAGAGGAGCAUUUGACUAUUGGUGCAGAUGUGAUUCUCGAGAUAUUUUCCCAGUUGGAUGGUGUAGCUUGACAGGAGAUGCAUUACAACCACCAGGGAACAAUGUUUCCAUUACAAAGAGCAGUGCAAAAAUCCAAUCUUCCCCUUCCAAAGUGACCCGGCGUUCAAUGCAGUCUCCACAGAAAUCUGCUCCGGUACCAGCGCAACAGGGCAGGAAACCAGGUCGGGGCAAACCCCCUGGACAGUCUGCAGUUCCCAAGAAGGGCAGGUCUCCUAAAAAUAUUCCCCUGACAAAAAGCAUCUCUCAUACUGAAAAUCUUAAAACAAGGAAAAAAAGUUUAAAACCUGGAAAAAAGAAAAAAAUCCUGCCAGAACAAUUGACUCCUGCAUCUCCUUCUCCUCAUUCUUCUCCUGAGAGGGACGGUGGCACUACACAGAUACUUAAAGAUGAAGUUAGUUUGUCUGGUGCAACUGCAACAGUUAUAUCCACAGUGUGUGUUUAUGUCAACAAGCAUGGGAAUUCAGGGCCUCACCUGGAUAAGAAGAAGGUUCAGCAGCUUCCAGAUCACUUUGGACCAGGUCCUGUCAACGUGGUACUUCAGCAGGCAGUACAGGCUUGUGUGGAUUGUGCCUAUCAAUCCAAAACAGUCUUUGGAUUUCUGAAAUCUGGCCAUCACGGAGGGGAAAUGAUAACUGCUUCCUUUGAUGGGGAAAAGCAUGCCAUCAAUCUUCCUUCUGUAAACAGUGCAUCGUUUGUCCUGCGCUUCUUGGAGAAACUCUGCCACAGCCUGCAGUGUGAUAAUCUCUUUAGUAGCCAGCCCUUCAGCCCUUACAUGGGAUGUGCACAUAGUCCUAUGGAAUAUGAUAGGAACAAACCAGCAAAAGAAGAAAUGCCUGAAAACAGGAUUGCUAAACGAUACUCUCAGGACUCUCCACCAUAUAGUGCUCCUCUUUCCCCUAAGCUUCCCAGAAAUGAUGCUCAUCCAUCUGAAGCAGAAACAUUACCUAUAGAGGAAAACAGCACUUCCAAAGAACACCGAUUUUCUGAGGACUCUCUGGAUUCUGCACAUAAUUCUGUAAAUCCUUCAAGCCCAACCUGUCGAAAUUCCACAGAAUAUCGUGCUUCAGGGAGUGCUGCAUAUUACAGAAAUUCCCAUCAGUCAGUGAAUGCUACCUCACAUUCAGCCCCAAUCCUGCGCAGGCUGUCCUUGAGCUCUGCUGGGAGCAGCGGUUACUAUGAAGUUAGUAGGAAUCGAAUGCAGAGGCGGAUUGAAGCUGCAAGUUCCACAACUGGGCCAGAUUUGAAUUCACUAAAAAGGGAACCUUCAAGAAUAUUGAAUAAGGAUCCUUCCACCUGGUCAAUAGAAGAAGUAAUGCGUUUUGUGAAAGAAGCUGAUCCACAGGCACUAGCUCCACAUGCAGAACUCUUUAGGAGACAUGAAAUCGAUGGGAAGGCACUACUUUUACUGAGGAGUGAUAUGAUCAUGAAAUAUAUGGGACUGAAGCUGGGGCCUGCCCUAAAGUUGUGCUACCACAUUGAAAGACUUAAACAAGGAAAGUACUAGCCUGUAGGGAUGUACCACAAGUACGUGUGUUUGUUUCGCACUAAGCUCUCAGGUUCACAGCCAUAGCCUUUGGAACAAUUUUGCUGAUCUAAAUCAUCUUUAUUUUUUGAAAGUGCUCUCACAAUGUAAAUAAGACAUUCAGGAUAAAUGGGGGAGGGAUAUAAUCUGUAUUACACUCUAGUAUUUUGUGAACUGUUUCAGAAGGUUUGCAGGGAAGGACAGUUGAUCAUACUGGGGGCAGGCGGGUCAGGUGACAGUGCUCUUCCAAUCCUGUGUUCUCUGUUACAGACUUCAGCCAGUGUGUUCGUAUUCACAACCAAAACAGCUGAAUCCCAAAGCAAAAUAAUAAAACAAACCAGCAUCAGGUGUUAGCAAUUUUUACAGGAGACGCUGUAAACUUUUUAUUUUGCAGGAAGAAUUUAGAACAGAAGGUCUCAUCUCAAUAGUGAAUACUGUGUCUAGUCCUCCAGCAGUGUAAGACUCAAGUAUAUUAUUCUAGAUUAUUCUUCCUAGAUUUCUGUAAAGGAAGUAGCCAUAUGAUUUGUUCAUGGGGGAUGGAGGUGUGGGGAGGUUAGGGUUAUGGAGGAUAGGGCUUAAUACAAAUACAAGCUUUUAUAAAGUUUGCUUCUCAGUCCUUUGCUAAGUUAUGAGGACAACAUAUUGUCAAUUUAUGCAGGGAAUAAAUACUUUUGUUUCAUGAAAGGGCAUAUUGGCUGUUUAAACAAGCCAUUUCUGGGACAGACUGAUUUCACUGGAACAACGCAUCCACAUUUUAAACAUUCCAUUUUUCUGCCAAGUAUGGCAUGGAUAUGUGUGUUCAUGCUCUUUAUAUAUACAUUUGUAUGUGUCAGGGAAAUAUAUACUAUAUAUAUAUAUAAAUAUACAUACACACUGUAUGUAUGUAUUCAGUUUUUUUAAUGUGUACUUUGCACUCUGCCAGAGAAAAUGUACAAUUUCUUGUUGGGUUUUUGCCAGUAAAUUUGGUUGUGUACUACUUCCAUACUCAUUAGCACCUGUUUAUUUUUUUUUCAUUCUUGGAGUCAGAAGGUGACAAACAAUCAAAGGGUGGGUUUAUUCAUACAGGCAGGAUUCCUGUACUAUGCAAUACUCUUGGUUUUUCAUCCCUUAACUCUGAGCCAUAUAUUCUGGUAUAUUUCUGGUAAGAGGCAUUUGGUUCCAGUGGUUUGGGCUUAUAUUUCCUAUUAGGAAGUGCUACUAUGUAACUAAUAAGCCUUUUUUUGGGUAAAACCGGUGCUGUUUGUAUAAGCUGCAAGAAUGAGUGGUGAUAAUAUAGCAGUUUGUUGUCACUGCCGAUUGUAAUGUACAUCAGGGACAAGAAAAUAUAUUUUCUGUGUAGGAAACUGAAUGUACUGUAUGUAAUAGUGUGAGUGAUAAAAACUAUUUCCUAGGGAAGGUCUAGUCUUAAAAUGGUAGAUUUGUAUUUCUUACUGCCUUUUUAUAUGAAAGCAUAUAGUAUAAAAGUAUUUUUUACAAAUUCCUUUUCUGAAAAUGCCUUGCUUUACCAAUAGUCUGAUAUUCCUCAGGUUUGAGCAGAGAUACUGCUGCAGACUGAUUUUUGUGGCUCAUAAGUGUCCCAAGUAUUUUGUUAGUUUAAGUGACUGCAACGUAAUUUGAAUUUAUCAAGUCAUUUGGAUUUUGAGAACUGUUUUUAUUAUUACAUCAUUUGACACUAAAGGUUAUCUAUAUCGAUUUGUUUUGCAUAUCUUUUGUGGUGCAUAUAUGCUUAGAUGAGUAAUACAAGCAUGCCCUUUUUAGUAAGAAAAGGUCAGAGCAUUAAUUAAAGAAACAGAAUGUUUUCUCUUUCUGUUAGGAAAAUCCUGACUUGAUUGUCGGCAUAACCAUAUGAAAGUUAGUUAUGUGCUGACAAAAACAUCAUGCCCCACAUGUUCAGUAUAUUGUCUAUACCUUGCUUCUUCCAUCCUGUAUUAUGUUGAUUUUCAGAGUUCUUCAGUGUAAAAAGAUCUCACACAGUUUAAGUGGAAGUAAUUGACUGAAAACAGUUUUCAUUUUUUACGUUGCCAUUGGCAUAAGAAAAACAAAGAUGUUUAAAUUUUCUGUUUGCCCUUUAUGGAAUGACAUUUUUGUACAUGGCACUAUUUUGAGUAUAAAUAUUUGUUCAAGGCUUUCUGUACACACAUAUGCACAGGGAUUACUGUGAUGUUGCAGUGCCUGGAUUUCACAGUGUGCUGUAGCAUGAGAUUCAAGUGUUCAGUGUUGUAGCAGAAUAUAUUUUUUAUUCUUUAUUUCCAAUGGGAUGUUCUUAUCUAUCAACAAAAAUAAAAUAGUUUGUUCAUUGUUGUAA
Molecule: messenger RNA, 6422 nt
Organism: Neopsephotus bourkii (Bourke's parrot)
Lineage: Eukaryota; Metazoa; Chordata; Aves; Psittaciformes; Psittacidae
Gene: SCML2
Product: Scm polycomb group protein like 2
Exons: 15
Coding region: 1910-4099 (729 amino acids)
Biological process (GO): regulation of DNA-templated transcription
Cellular component (GO): nucleus
Molecular function (GO): protein binding
Source: RefSeq, a predicted model, not a curated record